AUGGCUGCUGUGAUGUGUCUUGAGCGUCAGGAAGUGUUACUUAAGAAAUAUACCGGUAACUUUAUUACCUAUGAUUUUAAAGAUAUUGCUGAAUUAGAAGAACUCGAGUGUCGUGAAAAGGAUGAACUGGAUCGGCUCGAGAAGGAAUAUGUUGAUGCUGAUUGUUCCGAAAAUGAAUGUAAAGCUAAGACUGCUUUGGCUGUUGGAGAGUAUUCUGGUCUUGCUGGUGUUGAGGAUGCUUAA
Molecule: messenger RNA, 243 nt
Organism: Penicillium verhagenii
Lineage: Eukaryota; Fungi; Ascomycota; Eurotiomycetes; Eurotiales; Aspergillaceae
Exons: 1
Coding region: 1-243 (80 amino acids)
Source: RefSeq, a predicted model, not a curated record